GUUCCAGGGUGUUUUACCAACGCGGGAUGCCUGCAGUCACAACUUUCUUUUAUAUGACAUGCAGGAGUAGCAACAAGUUCUGUUUUUAUUUGCUGCGUGGCCAUUUCUUUCCAAAUGGAGGAAAAUAAGCCGAUCGUAGAUUUCCUGCAGCCUUUGGGGCUGGAGACGUAUGUGGGAGAUUUCAAGGCCAGGGGUUUUACCGAAGAUCCGGAUUUCCAGGGUCUAACAGCUGACGAUCUGGACAGUAUGCAGAUCUUAGACGAAGAUCACAGAGGAAGAAUACUGGCCGCAGCCUCUGUGCAUGAAAUAUCCGACGAGCAUAGCGUACUACAGUUUCUGCGGGAACAUGGACUGGAAUAUUAUUUCAGCAAUUUCCUGGCCAGUGAGUACACUGACUUGGAAGCCAUUGAAAGAAUGGACCCUGGACCGGCAACAUUCGACGACCUUGAAAUCACACUACCAUCGCACAAGAACCGGCUCACGAAAGCAGUUCACAAACUAAGAAAAAGACAACGGGUAAGCUUCGUGGAGACAGAAGCGGAGACGGCCAUCGCGUAUGGCUACUGGAGCCGCCCGGCGGCGUUAGAGGGAGCCAUCUGCGACUUUCUGUGUGUGAAGGCCACCAUCAAGUCACCGGACCCGAACGGUCGCAGUGUGGAGAGAGAAUUCUUGGUGGACUCCGGCAGUGACGUUGUGACGAUUAAGUCGGAAAUCCUCGAGCAGCUGAAACUCCCUAAGAAGGGAGACCCUGUCCAGAGUAAAGGUGUGCACGCCACCGUCAAGAAACAACUCCACAGCGGCAUCAUGGUCAUCGGGUCCGAGGAGAUACACGUGGAGGUCAUUUCCCAUGACGGGAUAGAGUCCAUUGGCUGUGUGGUGAUGCAAAAGUUUCGUCAUUUCAUAACGCCAGACCUACACAUCUGGCUGGGGCCCGUGCGGCGCAGUGCACAGUCGCCGGGAAGAGAGGCGACCGCGACCCGAGGAUUUCGUGAGGCGUCUCCGGUGCCGGGCCCUUCUACGAGCUAAGGGCCUGGGACCAAGCUGGAAACAUUCCGUUUUUACACUACGUCUCGAAAUAUACAUUUUAUAACUAUUUUAGAUCAGAAAGGUGUUCUGAUAUUUUCGAAGCCAAUGUAAUACUGGAAGACCCGUACUGAUGAAACAGCAAACUUUUAGAAAAUCAAGUUCCAGGGACCAGUAUUAGAGUGUAGUUGUAUGUCUAGGUCUAUUGUGUGAUAUGUGUUCUGUGGGUGUCAAUCAAUGAUUCAAACAUCCGGAAAACAGGAUAUAGAGCGUCCCACGCACGUGCAAGUGAAAUGUUUACUCCAGAUAAGGUAUCGAUUUGCAACACUUGAUUGAUAGGUAUAUUCCCAAUGCAAUUAAUAUUUCUUCCGGUGGAACAUCUCGAUAAAACACGAAUAUUUGUAUAGUAUGAAACAAUCAAAUUGAGCUGUCUUAGUGCAUGAUGCCAUGAAGUGGGCAGAAAGAAAAAACUAUAUCCCGUUUUCUUGAAUAAGCUGUGUUUGUAACAAAUUGUGAAGUAAACUGGGUUGAGUCGUGUGUUAGACGUAGGGUUACUAGUAUCCACCAAUGACCACCAUGCUUCUUUGUCUUCUUGUGUCCGCUUCUUUGAGACAAUUCAAAGGGUUAUAAAGCAGAAAGUACAAAAUGAAAUUGUAUUGACCUAUACAGCAAAUGCCAAGCUUUUAAUCGUCACAACACAUAUAUUAAGAUUUGAUAAACAUUUUUGUAGGUUUUACAGAUAAUUAGCACACAGAAUUAUAGAUGUUCUGCCCAAUGAUCGUUACGAUAGGUAUGUGGUGUAACUACCUCCACAGUGUCUUUUGUACAAAUACAUUGCAUUCUGCAUUGUUGAAACUAGUAGAUGUAUUGUGGUAGUAAGUCGGUGUUUUAUUGUAUUGUUACACUGCUGCAGGCAGCAGGACGCAGUAGAAAAAUACAAGUUCGUUCAAAGUUUUGUAGUCCAGCUACGCAUCGUGAUAACUGUUGAACUUUUAUCAAUUGCUAGUAGUUAACGAGAAAAAGUUUCUGUGCAUUUUUUGUGCUCACAAAGGCAUCUUGAUCUGAUUUGGUAUUGUUUUUCUCCUGUUUGUCAUAAGUUAUAUUGGAAGAAAACGCUAUGUAGCUCAAUGAUGUUUUGAGUGAUUUUUUUGACUGGAAAUAAAAUUGUA
This is a messenger RNA of Branchiostoma belcheri (Belcher's lancelet), 2192 nucleotides long. RefSeq lists its product as uncharacterized. NCBI's taxonomy places the organism in Eukaryota, Metazoa, Chordata, Leptocardii, Amphioxiformes, Branchiostomatidae. The coding region runs from base 115 to 1026 and encodes 303 amino acids. Gene Ontology annotation, biological process: proteolysis. The transcript is spliced from 5 exons. Gene Ontology annotation, molecular function: aspartic-type endopeptidase activity; protein binding. The record is from RefSeq and is a predicted model, not a curated record.